This is a messenger RNA of Hibiscus syriacus, 989 nucleotides long. RefSeq names its product PHD finger protein ING2-like. Gene Ontology annotation, cellular component: nucleus. The record is from RefSeq and is a predicted model, not a curated record. The transcript is spliced from 7 exons. The coding region runs from base 67 to 534 and encodes 155 amino acids. Lineage: Eukaryota; Viridiplantae; Streptophyta; Magnoliopsida; Malvales; Malvaceae.
AACCUAGAAAUCAAAUUCGCGGAAUAUCUCAAAUCAAAACCCUAAACCCCCAAAUCUCUGAUAAAAAUGGCAAUCGCGAGAACCGGCGUCUACGUCGACGAUUAUCUGGAGUACGCCAGCACACUACCUGCUGAGCUUCAAAGACUCCUCAAUACAAUCCGAGAACUUGAUGAAAGGUCCCAAUCUAUGAUUAAUCAGACGAGGCAACAGACCAAGUAUUGUUUAGGAUUGGUGGCGAAAAGAGGGAAUGGAAAUAGUUAUAUGAAUAAUAAUCAUGAUGAUGAAGAUGUCAUUGAGAAAAUCAAGAAAGAUAUAGAGGCAAGUCAAGAAAAUGCCUUGAGUCUGUGUACCGAGAAGGUUUUGUUGGCACGGCAAGCUUACGAUUUGAUAGAUAGCCAUGUAAAACGUCUUGAUGAGGAUUUGACCUACUUUGCUGAAGAUCUAAAGCUAGAAGGAAAAAUUUCACCGGAUGAGCCUGCAAUUCUUCCUCCAUUGCCUAUUGUUCCUAAGGUUGAGAAACGCAAGCCCAUUUAAUUUACACCCCCAUCGAAGAGGCUGGAUUAUAGGGAUAGAGAUUGGGACCGAGAGCGUGAUAGGGAUUUCAAGCUCAUGCCUCCUCCUGGAAGCCAUAAGAAAGACUUUGCUACCCCUCUUGAGGUUGAUCAACCCAUUGAUCCAAAUGAACCUACUUAUUGUGUCUGCCAUCAGGUGUCAUUUGGAGAUAUGAUUGCCUGUGACAAUGAAAAUUGCCAAGGAGGUGAAUGGUUCCAUUAUGCAUGUGUGGGCCUGACACCGGAGACAAGAUUCAAGGGCAAAUGGUAUUGUCCAACCUGUAGACUGCUUCCACAAUGCCAACAAUGAUGCAUAUACAUAUGCAUUUUGUAUUAUUUGAGAUGUUAAAUUAAACUGUCCACUAUGAUGUUUUUGGCACUCUUUUCAGAAUUUAGGCAGCAAUUACAACUGUAAUUCACCAGAGAUAUGCCCUAGAU